GUAUAGUCAGCAGGUACCUUCAGCGCCGCAUUGUGAACAGACUUGAGGGUCGAACGCGUGCACGCCGUAUGGCAAAUAAGAAAAAUCGUUAAAAUAAUAUAAGAAGCGGUAGUGAAUCACCAAACGAAAGAAAUUUUCGAUUUAUCAUAAUAGAAAAUUUGUGAAAAUGAGCGACGACGUUAUUACUGGGAUAGAAGGCCUCAAUGUGAAAGCUGAAAAGAUUAUCUAUUGAGUAAAUAUGCUGUCCAUAUUACGGUACCGUGGUUGCAUUCAGUGCGGCAUUAAGUGGAAACAUGCUUGGGCAAAAAUGAAACCCCCAAAGGAGAAAAAAAACAACGCACCUGAAAAAUGUAGUGUUGCAGAAUUGAAACCAUGGCCGGCAUACAUUCAAGACCGCAUAGUAUUGUGGGACAAAUUGAAAGCUGAGUAUGACGCAGAUUUAGCAAAGAAAACGCCGGAAGAUAUAACUGUUACUCUUCCGGAUGGCAAAGAAGUUUUGGCCCAAUCAUGGCGUACAACGCCAUAUGAAGUAGCCAAGAAUAUAAGUCAGGGCCUGGCUGACAACACGAUAAUAGCUCGGGUGAACAAGGAGUUGUGGGACUUGGAUCGUCCAUUGGAGGGCAAUUGCACGCUAGAGCUUUUAAAAAUCGAUGACGCAGAAGCUCAGCAAGUAUUUUGGCAUUCGAGUGCUCACAUAUUGGGUGAAGCAAUGGAGCGUGUUUACGGAGGUUGUUUAUGUUAUGGGCCACCGAUAGAGAAUGGUUUCUACUAUGACAUGUUUCUCGGUGACAAAGGAAUUUCGAAUCUCGAUUUUCCGUACCUGGAAAGUCUAUACAAAAACAUAGUGAAGGAGAAGCAACCGUUCGAGAGGUUGGAAAUGAGCAAAGAGGAUCUGUUGGAAAUGUUCAAGUACAACGAGUUCAAAGUUCGUAUAUUGAAGGAAAAAGUAACGACUCCCAAGACGACUGUGUAUCGUUGCGGUCCUCUGAUCGAUUUGUGUCGCGGACCUCACAUUCGUCAUACCGGCAAGGUAAAAGCUGUCAAAGUUACGAAAAACUCAUCGACUUACUGGGAGGGAAAUUCGAACGCGGAGUCGCUGCAACGAGUUUACGGAAUAAGUUUCACGGACUCGAAACAGCUGAAAGAGUGGGAGAAGUUUCAGGAGGAAGCGGCGAAACGUGACCAUCGCAAAAUCGGUCGCGAGCAAGAAUUGUUCUUUUUCAAUGAAUUAUCUCCUGGCUCAUGUUUCUUUCAACCUCGUGGAGCACACAUUUACAACACUUUGGUCGAAUUCAUACGCGCCGAGUACAGAAAACGAGGCUUCCAGGAAGUCGUCACCCCGAAUAUUUACAACAGUAAAUUGUGGCAGACGUCUGGCCAUUGGCAACACUACGCCGACAACAUGUUCUCCUUCGAGGUUGAGAAAGAAACUUUUGCCCUUAAACCAAUGAACUGUCCAGGACACUGUAUGAUUUUUGAUGUUCGCUGUCGUUCCUGGCGAGAAUUACCACUGCGUAUGGCAGAUUUCGGUGUCUUACAUCGCAACGAGUUGUCCGGUGCUCUGACCGGUCUCACCAGAGUACGAAGAUUCCAGCAGGAUGAUGCUCACAUAUUCUGCACCACGGAACAAAUCAAAGACGAAAUGCUCGGUGCUCUCGAUUUUCUCAAACACGUCUAUGGCGUUUUUGGCUUUACAUUCGAUCUUUGCCUGUCCACCAGACCCGAAAAGUAUCUCGGUGAUCUCGCUGUCUGGGAUCAGGCUGAAAAAGACUUGGCUUCCAGUCUAGAUGCUUUUGGCGAAAAAUGGACAAUUAACCCUGGCGAUGGUGCUUUCUAUGGACCCAAAAUCGACAUUACUAUCAAAGAUGCACUACGACGAUCUCAUCAGUGCGCUACUAUUCAACUCGAUUUUCAAUUACCGAUUAGAUUCAAUCUGACCUAUGUCAACGAAAACAGCGAAAAAACGCGACCGGUAAUAAUUCAUCGAGCGAUUUUGGGAUCGGUGGAACGGAUGGUAGCGAUUCUGACAGAAUCGUAUGCCGGUAAAUGGCCGUUCUGGUUGUCCCCGAGACAAGUGAUGGUUAUUCCUGUUGGUCCGCAAUUCGACGAUUACGCUAAUCAAGUGAAAGAAAAAUUGUACGCAGCCGGAUUUAUGGCCGAGGUUGAUACCGAUUCGAGCGACACGAUGAACAAGAAAAUCCGAAAUGCUCAGUUGGCGCAAUUCAACUUCAUCCUCGUGGUAGGUGAAAAAGAGCGAGGCGGUGGCACCGUAAACGUUCGUACGAGAGAUAACAUCGUUCACGGUGAAUUGACAGUUGAUGAACUGAUCAAGAAAUUUAUCGUUUUCAAAGAAACGAAGGAUCGCAAUUGCGAAGACAAAUUCUAAUGGUGCAUGCGAUCAUACUAUUUUUGCUUGAAAUCAUCAAUCUCUUUGUAUGCUUACGUCACAACGUUACCAUUAGAGCAUUUUCCGGGCGUCAUUCACUGAUAUUUAUGAUUUACAAUAUCUAUAUUAUCGCAAUUUUCAUACGAAUUAAAACCCUGUUUGGUUUCAUAAAUACACGAACUUUAAAUAAAAAUCAGUAAUUAUUUAGGGCGGGCAAUACACGAGAAUUUUGACUAAGUGUACGAUCUAAAAAUAAAAGUUCAUCCUCAAAAUUGAAUAUCGAAAACACAAA
Messenger RNA from Venturia canescens, 2678 nucleotides. It is a transcript of the gene ThrRS, whose product is annotated as threonine--tRNA ligase. Lineage: Eukaryota; Metazoa; Arthropoda; Insecta; Hymenoptera; Ichneumonidae. Gene Ontology annotation, biological process: threonyl-tRNA aminoacylation. Gene Ontology annotation, cellular component: cytoplasm. The coding region runs from base 239 to 2386 and encodes 715 amino acids. Gene Ontology annotation, molecular function: threonine-tRNA ligase activity; ATP binding. The record is from RefSeq and is a predicted model, not a curated record. The transcript has 6 exons.